Triticum aestivum (bread wheat) is the source of this 5040-nucleotide messenger RNA. RefSeq names its product putative disease resistance RPP13-like protein 1. The transcript has 3 exons. Gene Ontology annotation, molecular function: ADP binding. The coding region runs from base 816 to 4649 and encodes 1277 amino acids. The record is from RefSeq and is a predicted model, not a curated record. Lineage: Eukaryota; Viridiplantae; Streptophyta; Magnoliopsida; Poales; Poaceae.
ACAGGAGAAGGCUACGUAGGCAUUAAGCUGGUAGAACAGGCUUUGAAAGGUCAGACAGGGAUUGGCAAAUCAUUGUGGAACCUUGGAAUUCAACCGGACACAUCAUGUAGUUGGGUUUCUCUAUUAUUGCCUUGUCUUGUUGAGCCGUUGUUUGGGAAUUCUUGCCUUCACUCAUCUCCUGCAGCCUUGCCUCAUCGCUGUGCCGGCUCCUACAACGCUGAUUCUCAUUUCUUCGUCCGUGUGUUCACCCGUUUGCUAUAUUCACUGAUUGUUUCUACCUUUGAUCCAGAAGAACUUUCAUUGCUAUUCUAUUAUUUAUUCAGGUUAUUUCCCAUGCUCAAAAUAGUAUUCUUAGUUUUCACUGUUGUCCACUGAUUUGAUCUGCCAACAGUUUUUCUUCUUAUCGCCACUGCAGUUGGCUAAUUUAUCUCGUGAUUUCCUACUCCCAACAGGUUUUUCACCCAUCACUGGAUCUAGAAGCAAUUCCAGUGGUGGUCUUUCAAUCCAUUCAGGCCAUCCCACACACAGAAAAUCAAAAAAAAAUAAAAAUUAUUGCUAUAGUGUUUGCCCCCUUUUUUUUCAUUGUCCAUCUUUAUGAGUCGAAUUUGUUCUCCUGUUUUCCUCAAUUCCUCUGGAAACUCUCUUUUAGCCUAGUGGCCCUCACCUUAGAAAAGGAGAAGUCUGCUUAGGAGAAGUCUGUUAUUUUACCUGUUUCUCGUAAUUAGUCUUUCUACAUCCAAGAUCUCUUCAUCCACAAAACAAACACAACUCCCUCCCUUGUCCUAUACACCCAAAAAAAUAAACCCUAUAAUCCGAUGGAAGUGGCAUUAGCUACUGCUGCCUUAAGCGUAAGCUUAAAAUUGGCUGCAUCGCCGGCCUUAAGGAAACUCCUUUCUAAUGCUUCAACAUACCUUGGAGUCGAUAUGGUGCGUGAGCUCCAUGAACUGGAGACCACUAUCUUGCCGCAAUUCGAGCUGUUGAUUGAAGCAGCAGAUAAGGGAAACCACAAGCUCAAGUUGCACAAAUGGCUUCAGGAACUCAAAGAAGGUUUCUACCUGGCUGAAGACUUGCUGGAUGAUCAUGAGUAUAACCUCCUCAAGCGCCAAGCAAAGGGGAAGGAUUCCUUGCCGGCCAAUGCCUCCUCCAUCAGCAACACUUUUAUGAAGCCUCUGCGUGAUGCAUCAAGCAGGCUGUCCAAUCUGAGCUCUGAGAACAGAAAGCUAAUUCAACAUCUGAAUGAACUGAAGACCACCCUGGCGAAAGGCAAGGACUUCCGUAAACUGCUUUGCUUACCAGCUGAUUAUAAUGCAGAGAACCCUCCCAUAUCAUCAUCUGUUGUUCCUGAGACCACAUCAAUACCACCUCUGAAAGUGAUUGGCCGUGACAAGGAUUGUGAUCAUAUAAUAAAGCAUCUUACCAGGACAACUGCUAGUACUGAUUCUAGUAUAGCUUUGUACUCGGGUUUAGCCAUCGUUGGAGCUGGAGGCAUGGGAAAGUCCACCUUGGCACAACUUGUUUACAAUGACCCGAGGAUAAACGAAUAUUUUGCUGUGACAAUGUGGGUAAGCAUCUCACGCAAACUUGAUGUCCGCCGUCAUACACGGGAGAUCAUCGAGUCUGCCUCUCAGGGGGAAUGCCCACGCAUUGAUAACCUUGAUACUCUGCAGCGCAAGUUAACAGACAUACUGCAAGGAUCAGGGAAAUUCCUGCUUGUGUUGGAUGAUGUUUGGUUUGAACCUGGUAGCGAAAGGGAAUGGGACCAACUGUUAGCUCCUCUAGUUUCCCAACAUACGGGAAGCAAAGUCUUGGUAACUUCUCGACGAGAUACAUUCCCACCUGCUCUUUGCUGUGAAGAAGUGUGUCCUCUGGAAAAGAUGGAGGAUGCUCAGUUCUUGGCACUCUUCAGACACCAUGCAUUCUCUGGACCAGAAAUCAGAAAUCCACAGUUGUGUAAAAAGCUGGAAGGUUUUGCAGAGAAGAUUGCUAAAAGGCUUGGACAAUCUCCUUUGGCGGCAAAAGUUGUGGGUUCUCAGUUGAAAGGGAAAACAGAUAUAUCUUCAUGGAAUGAUGCUCUAACUUUAACAAUUGACAAAUUAAGUGAGCCCAUGGCAGCUUUGUUGUGGAGUUAUAAGAAGUUAGAUCCAUGUCUGCAAAGGUGCUUCCUAUACUGUAGCCUAUUUCCAAAAGGCUACAGGUAUGUCAUUGAUGAUUUGGUUUAUCUUUGGAUGGGUGAGGGUCUUUUUGAUUCCUGCAACCAAAACAAGAGAGUGAAAGAUAUUGGGAGGGAUUGCUUCAAGGAGAUGGUCUCUGUUUCAUUCUUUCAACCAUACGUUGGCCCGUAUUAUGUUAUGCAUGAUCUCCUUCAUGAUCUGGCAGAAUCACACUCCAAAGAAGACUACUUCAGAUUGGAAGAUGAUAAGGUGACAGAAAUAUCAUCCACUGUUCGACACCUAUCUGUUCGUGUUGAUAGUAUGAUGCAACACAAGCAAAGUAUCUGCAAGCUACAUCAUUUACGCACUAUUAUCUGCAUAGACCCCAUAGUGGAUGAUGUACGUGACCUUUUUAAUCAGAUAAUACAGAAUUUGAAGAAGUUGCGCGUGCUAUGCUUGUCAUCUUACAGCAGUAGUAAGUUGCCAGAUUCUGCUGGUGAGUUGAAGCACCUUCGGUAUUUGAAUCUUAAAGAAACACUGAUUUCUGAAUUGCCAAGAUCAUUGUGUACCCUUUACCACUUACAGUUACUUCUGUUAAAUGGUAAAGUUAAGAGUUUCCCUGAGAAACUCAGCAAUUUAGUGAAGUUACAACAUCUUGAAUCGAGCUUCAAAGAAGCAAUUCCUAACAUUGGCAAGCUAACUUUGCUUCAACAAUUAGGGGAAUUUUCUGUGCAAAAGAAAAAGGGAUAUGAGUUACAACAGCUCAGGGACAUGAACGAGAUUCAUGGCAGUUUAAGGGUCACAAAUCUUGAGAAUGUUGCUGGGAAGGAUCAAGCCUUAGAAUCAAAGCUGCACAAGAAAAGUCAACUUGGCAGCUUAGAACUUGUAUGGAGUUAUGAAAAUAACACAAAUGCAGAGGAUAGUUUACAUUUGGAGGUUCUAAAAGGCCUGAUGCCACCGCCUCAGCUUAGGGAUCUUACAAUUGACGGUUACAGAUCUUCAGAAUAUCCAAGCUGGUUACUUGAUGGUUCAUAUUUUGAGAAUUUGGGAUCUUUAAGCUUUAAUAAUUGCAGCGCAUUACAAAGCCUACCGUCCAAUAGUAAGCUAUUUGAGAAUUGCUCUUCACUUUUCCUCAGCAAUGUGCCAAACCUAAAGUCAUUACCUUUUCUUCCAGUAGGCCUUCGUUUUUUACAUGUAGACAAUUGCCCACUGCUUAUAUUUAUUUCCAACGAUGAGAUGGAACAUCAUGAUCAGAGAGAGAAUAUCAUGAGGACAGACCACUUGGAAUCACAGUUUCGUUUAAUCUGGCAGGUGGAUUCAAGAUCACUUAUUAGGUCUGUACUCCCGAGGGAACAUUCAGUUCUGAAGCAGUUGUUGACACUGAUGCAUAGUGAUGUGACACAUGUUCAAAACCUUGAGAGCGCUCUACAAAGAGAGAAGGAUAAAGUAUUGGUGAAGGAGGAUGUCAUCAAGGCAUGGAUAUAUUGUCACGAGCAAAGGAUGCGACUCACAUAUGGAAGUAGCAUUGGGCUGCCACUUGUUCCACCAUCAGGACUUCGUCAACUUUAUCUUUCUUCAUGCUGUAUUACAGAUGGAGCUUUAGCUGUUUGCCUUGCUGGCCUAGCUUCACUGAAAAUUUUGUUCUUAGUAGAGAUUAUGACUCUAACUACACUCCCUUCAGAAGAGGUCCUCCAACAUUUGACAGAACUUUCCAGCUUGUCCAUCUAUGAUUGCUGGUGUCUCAGGUCGUUAAGGGGCUUACGAGCUGCUACCUCUCUUUCAUGUGUUGAUUUGAUUUCCUGCCCUUCUUUAGAGUUGGCAUGUGGAGCAGAAUGCUUGCCAUUAUCACUUGAGAGGCUCAGUAUACAGAAUUGUGUGUUUGCAGCUGACUUCCUCUGUACUGACUGGCCACACAUGAAUGAUAUUGUCAUACGGAAUUGCAGAAGUGCCGGAUGCUUGUCUGUUGGUAGUUUCACAUCUGUUAAACGUCUGUCGCUGGAGUGCUUGCCAGAUUUAUGUGUGCUCGAAGGAUUGUCUUCCCUGCAACUUGACCAUUUAAGUUUGAUUGAUGUUCCAAAGCUCACCCCUAAGUUUAUCUCACAGUUUCGAGUACAGGACUCACUUCAUGUUAGCAGUCCUAUAAUACUCAACGACGUGCUCUCAGCUGAAGCUUCCACAGUUCCAGAAUCUUUGACUCUUGAAGGCAGCAAGGAACCAUUCAUUUCAUUUGAGGAAUCCGCAAAUUUCACAUCUGUCAGGAGUCUGAGAUUCUGGGAUUGUCAAAUGAUUUCCCUGCCAACAAAUCUGAAGUGCUUCUCCAAUCUGAAGAGUCUAGACAUCUAUGGAUGCCCCAACAUAUCAUCUUUACCAGAUCUGCCAUCAUCCCUCCGGCACAUAAGCAUACGUUCUUGUGGUGAGCUCUUGAUGGAGAGCUGCCAAGCGCCUCAUGGAGAAAGUUGGCCAAAGAUCAAGCAUAUCCGCUGGAAGGGUAUUAGUUGAAGUGUGAUUUAGAUUCCCACUUGCAAAUAAACGGAAAGGCCCAUGUUUGUGUGCCUUGCAGCAACCUGUUACGAGGUGGAGUUUCUUAUUGUUCGACUGUUUCUUCUCACUCUACCAGCUCCUGUGCUGUAGUGCCACUAUCACUAGCGGUGGAUUCUAUACUCGUGUUGCCAGUUAUCUUUUUUGUUCUUGCUAUUUCAUUGACGGAACAAUUGCCGAAAGUAGUGUCUGAUAUGCAUCUUUUAUUGUUGUAUUGUUCUGCUACCCUCUCCUGGAGCCCGUCGUACUAUCAGAUUAUACGAAUUGUAAUCUUUAUCUCUUGUGUGCACACACCAUGUAACUAAAGUUCUGUUUUAUGAUUUACUCCCAUAACAAGUUAUGUGAUUUAUUG